Molecule: messenger RNA, 9497 nt
Organism: Nerophis ophidion (straightnose pipefish)
Lineage: Eukaryota; Metazoa; Chordata; Actinopteri; Syngnathiformes; Syngnathidae
Product: skin secretory protein xP2-like
Exons: 7
Coding region: 2162-3334 (390 amino acids)
Biological process (GO): protein transport
Cellular component (GO): plasma membrane; cytoplasm
Source: RefSeq, a predicted model, not a curated record
ACUACAUACCAAGACUCAAAGGCUUAAUUGGGCAGUAGUCCACACAAGAUUCCAGGUAAAGGUCUGGAGCGUUUUGUCAGUUUUCUCAUCGGAACAAAUGGCCAUCACAACAUUUUUUAUUGAACAAGAUACUCAAAAUAGCUUCACAAAUGGAGAUACCGUCAAGGGCAGAAUCAUCGUGCAGGUCUUGAAGCAAACUGAAAUCCAAGCAAUAACUUUUUUUGCAAAAGGAAAGGAAAUGUUCGCUUCGCCAGUGCAUGGCUCUAACAACCCCUCUCAGGAGACACUUUUCAACGUCAAACAAGAUAUCCUGAAAAGGGGUCCCAGAAUGAUUGAUGAAGGAAGACAUGCAUUUCCUUUUUCUUUCAAGAUCCCAAACAGAGAAAUACCAUCUUCUCCACACUGGGUUGAUUAUAAGUUAAAAGCCAAGCUCAAACAGCCAAUGAAGCAGGAGAAAGAUAUUGACAUUGACUUCACAUUCUUUCCAAAAAAAGACAUGGAAGUCCCUUCACUAAUGGAAUUUCAGCAUGUUCACGUCCAGAAAAAGAUCCGAAAAAUCUUAGGUUCUGGAAAAGUAACAAUGGAUAGUUACACCCAAAGGAUGCCAUGUAAACAAGGUUUGCACACAUAUACAUACCUAUAUACAGUGUUUUAUUAUAUACAUGCAAAGAUGCUGUGAAAAUUAUACUUUAAACUACCUCUUAACACAUAAAAUAUUUGACACAAAAAGCCCAAGCAAAUACUUACACAACUUAGUUUUUGAAAUUUAAUGAUCAAAAAGUUUGCUGAAAUAGCAUGUAAAAUUUUAACUAUACGAACUCUUAUGCACUGAGAUCCAACGAUCAGCUGUUGCUCUGUCCCUUUUGCUCACACUGAUGCUGGGGAAAAAAGCUUUUGUCCAUGCAUCUCCUUGUCCAUGGAACAUGCUACAAAGAGCCUGGAAGCUGACUGAAUUGUUCCCUCUUAAAUGCUUUUAAAUUUAAACUGAGAACAUUUGCCGGAGCCUCAGUUAUCUGUUUUAAUUGAUGUCCAUCCUCAUUUUAAUGUGUAAUGUGAAAGUAAUGUUAUGUGUAGCUUUGCUGCCUCUUGGACAGGACUCCCUUGAAUAAGAGGUUUUUGAUCUUAAUGAGAUUUUUUCCUGGUUAAAAGUUACGCAAUUUCGGCAUCCUGGAUGCGCGUGGAGUGUCACCCUCGGUGCACGGGAUCACAGCAGGCAGAAGUGAAGGUAGGAACAGCUUUUAAUAUAAAAAUACAAAAUAACACUUGUCGAAAAGGUAAAAUAAAAGUGUGCCAAUGCACGGGAAGCAGAAUACAAAACGUUAGAAAAAAAGGCAGAGUUCAAAAAGUCCAUAAAGCGCGAGCCGAGCGCGCAGAGGAAAGCUACACUUAGCAGACAGAAUACAAAUAGGUAAAAACUCACGUAACUGUUGCGUGGUGCAAACAAACUGGCGAGGAGGAACUGAGGUAGCAGGCGGUCUUAAAUACAACACAAUAAAUCGAAACAGGUGUGCUUCGGGAGUGCGUGCGGGAGGCAUAAUUAAGUAGCUAUGGUGACGAUUAUAAACAAGGAAGUGUUCAACUGAAGGGAUCGGCAGAGUCCAAACGUGAUCAAAACAUAUCCAAAGCAAACAAUAAACGAUCCGUGUAGCGGAUCGUGACACUACUCCCCCCCUUAAAACCCAAAAAACCCAAUAUACAGAGAACCCCCUCCCAAAACAAGACAGUCCAAAAGUGACGGGAGGGCGGCGGGAGGACUUGGCGGAGGGUCGGCAAGUACCGUGUCCUUGAAUCCACUGGGGACACAACAAGUUGCGGCGGCGGGUGGAAUGUCGCUGCAACCAAAGUCUGGGCGGACAGACCCGCAAAGGCCACAUUCGUGGCUGAUGAGGACGAGGGCGCGUCCUGCGAGGAAGACGCCCGGGGUAGGACCACAACUGUGGCCGGCGUGGAAGUGGACGCGCCCGCUGAGGAGGACGCCUGGGGUACGGCCACACCCGUGGCUGGAGUGGAGGUGGACGCGCCCGCUGGAGGACGUCCGGGUUACGGCCACACCCGUGGCCGGAGUGGAGGUGGAUGCGUCCGUUGAGGAGGACACCCGAGGUGAAUUAGGUCUGGCAGCAGCAGACGAAGGUGCGGGGGGCUGCAGCCGAAGCAGGUACUGAUGCUGGCGUGGAUGCCGGCAGAGGAGCUUGCGCUGACGCUGGCGAGGAUGCCGGCAGAGGAGCUUGCGCUGACGCUGGCGAGGAUGCCGGCAGAGGAGCAGGCGAGGAUGCCGGCAGAGGAGCAGGCGAGGAUGCCGGCAGAGGAGCAGGCGCGGAUGCCGGCAGAGGAGCAGGCGCGGAUGCCGGCAGAGGAGCAGGCGCGGAUGCCGGCAGAGGAGCAGGCGCGGAUGCCGGCAGAGGAGCAGGCGCGGAUGCCGGCAGAGGAGCAGGCGCGGAUGCCGGCAGAGGAGCAGGCGCGGAUGCCGGCAGAGGAGCAGGCGCGGAUGCCGGCAGAGGUGCAGGCGCGGAUGCCGGCAGAGGUGCAGGCGCGGAUGCCGGCAGAGGUGCAGGCGCGGAUGCCGGCAGAGGUGCAGGCGCGGAUGCCGGCAGAGGUGCAGGCGCGGAUGCCGGCAGAGGCGCAGGCGCGGAUGCCGGCAGAGGCGCAGGCGCGGAUGCCGGCAGAGGCGCAGGCGCGGAUGCCGGCAGAGGCGCAGGCGCGGAUGCCGGCAGAGGUGCAGGCGCGGAUGCCGGCAGAGGUGCAGGCGCGGAUGCCGGCAGAGGGUCAGGCGCGGAUGCCGGCAGAGGGUCAGGCGCGGAUGCCGGCAGAGGGUCAGGCGCUGAAGCCGGCAGAGGGUCAGGCGCUGAAGCCGGCAGAGGGUCAGGCGCUGAAGCCGGCAGAGGGUCAGGCGCUGAAGCCGGCAGAGGGUCAGGCGCUGAAGCCGGCAGAGGGUCAGGCGCUGAAGCCGGCAGAGGGUCAGGCGCUGAAGCCGGCAGAGGGUCAGGCGCUGAAGCCGGCAGAGGGUCAGGCGCUGAAGCCGGCAGAGGGUCAGGUGCUGAAGCCGGCAGAGGGUCAGGUGCUGAAGCCGGCAGAGGGUCAGGUGCUGAAGCCGGCAGAGGGUCAGGUGCUGAAGCCGGCAGAGGAUCAGGUGCUGAAGCCGGCAGAGGAUCAGGUGCUGAAGCCGGCAGAAGAUCAGGUGCUGAAGCCGGCAGAGGAUCAGGUGCUGAAGCCGGCAGAGGAUCAGGUGUCGAUGCCGGCAGAGGAGCGGGAACUGGUCUCCGUUGCGGAGCAGGUAUUGGGCUCCGCCGUGGAGCAGACACAGGGGCCCGUCGAGGAGAACAAGGAGACUGGCUGAGAGGAGGACUAGGACUACGAUGAGGGGAAACAACUAACACUUGGGCUUGGCCAAGGACUUUUGUGAGGACCAGGACUAACAAUCGGAUUAGUGCUCUUGCAAGAGCUAAGGCAAGGACCAGGACUUACAAUCUUACUGGUGCUCGGGCCAGGACUUGGACAAGGACUAAGACUAACAGUAACACUGGGGCUCGGACAAGAACUUGGGCAAGGACUAGGGUUCGGACUAAGACCACGAGGGUAAUCAGAACUAAGAUUACGAUUAUGACAAGAAACAAGACUGGUGACAGGACUCGAAACAGGACUCAAAACAGGACUCAAUACAGGCCUAGAACAAAAACUCGGACCAGGACUUGGAAUACGACUCAAUCUACAAGUCGGUCAACGAGUAAGACUAGAACACGGACUACGAAGACGGCUAGGACUUGAACUCUGACAAAGUACAGAACUGGGACUAGAACAAAGACUUGUGCACGGGCGGAACACAGGUGGAGGAAGUCUAGGAGGCCGUAAUGGCUUAACAGGACGGAACACAGGCGGAGGAGAUCUAGAGGGAAGUACAGACUUAGUCGGGGGGAACUACAGUGGAGGAGGUCUAAUGGGCCGGAGUUUCAAGUGCUGGAAUAGAGGUAGAAGAGGUUUGACCGGUUGUCGAGGUGGCUUAGUGGUUUGCAGCUGUGCUACCUCCAUAGCACGGCUGCUAAUAUUAGCCCCCCCCUCAAAACGCGAAUUCUAGGCGCGCUCCCCGAGGUCAGAAACUGACCCCAAGGGUGGGCGGCGGGAGAUUUGGAGGAGGGCAGACUCUUCCCCUCUAACCUGUCCAAAAUCCUCUCUAAGGGGAGAGGAACAAGGCACAGACUUGGGCGGGAAACGAGAAUUACGAAGCGGGGAAGCAAGUGUGGGGGCGAAGACUGACCAGAACUGUGGUGGCGAAAAAUGUCCUGAUAAUAAUUAAUCUUAGAAUUAAUGUCAUUGUUUGGCGGGUGACUGGGCUUGUGGGUGCAAUAAUUGUCCUUAUAAAUCUUCUUUAAAGAAGACAGGUCUUUGGGUGACAAAUGAGAAAAUUCUGAAUCAAAAAACUCAUCGUCACUGUUAUCAUCGAAAAAAAAAAGUCUGUGGAGAGUCUAACAAGGGGUUAAUAGUGACGUCACAGGGAAGCGGGAACGAAGUGACGUCACGUUGAGUGACAGGGGAGGCGGAAGCUUGUGCGGGGUUUAAGGAGCUAACAGAGUGGUGGUUGGAAACAGAAGAAACAAACAAGCUACCAACCCUAAAUGAAGAGUCCAGGGAUGUAGUGGUGGAGUACUUGGCUGGAUAUGCUGCUUGGUGGGGACGGAGUUCCGGAAGAUCCCACACGAGGUGACGCGUUUCAGCUCUCCAGUUUCUGUUAAGCAAUUUCGGCAUCCUGGAUGCGCGUGGAGUGUCACCCUCGGUGCACGGGAUCACAGCAGGCAGAAGUGAAGGUAGGAACAGCUUUUAAUAUAAAAAUACAAAAUAACACUUGUACAAAAGGUAAAAUAAAAGUGGGCCAAUGUACGGGGAGCAGAAUACAAAACGUUAGAAAAAAAGGCAGAGUUCAUAAAGUCCAUAAAGCGCGAGCCGAGCGUGCGGAGGAAAGCUACACUUAGCAGACAGAAUGCAAGUAGGCAAAAACUCACAUAACUGUUGCUUGGUGCAAACAAACUGGCAAGGAGGAACUGAGGUAGCAGGCGGUCUUAAAUACAACACAAUAAAUCAAAACAGGUGUGCUUCGGGAGUGCGUGCAGGAGGCGUAAUUAAGUAGCCAUGGUGACCAAUGUAAACAAGAAAAUGUUCAACUGAAGGGAUCGGCAGAGUCCAAACGUGAGCAAAACAUAUCCAAAGCAAAUAAUAAACGAUCCGUGUCGCGGAUCAUGACAUUAAAUACAAAAAAAAGAAAAAAAAGAUUUACAAUGUCGGAAAUUUUACCCCUAAAACGAAAAAAGUUAUACUUCUGUAUUUGUUUUGGAAAAAUAUUGCUCCAGAGUUCACUGCAACUCAGCUUUCAGCCCUGAACAUUAUACUGUAAACUUUGGCUACAUUCUGCAGUAAACAGCAUGAUAUAAUGCCGAAUUCCUUUAUCUUUUUAUGUAGUCAUUCACAUUUAAAAAAAAAAAAGUGAUUUUAAUGUGAAUGUAGUGGCAUCACACACGCUGCAGCAGGCGCAGUGUUUACGGGAGUAAACAUGGCUCCAAAUCUAGUAGGAGAUUAAGAAGGACGAGGGCCAGAGUUUUUGGCUCUCGCAGUUUGUGGGGGAGCAGUCGGAAUCAAGAGUGGUGAGACGUUGACGGGAGGCUCUCCAAGUGAGAGCCAAAAUCAACAAUCAGUCAAAUCAUUCAGUGAAGCCCACGUACAUAUUGUACUGGAAACAAACUGGGAUUUUGCCGGGUCAAAGGAUGAUUUCCAUGAUUCCUAUUCUUGUGGAAGAAGCCAAGCUUGUUGCCGCCCACAGCAGAAAGACUGUGGCCAAGAUGAUCACCAUCCCAAGAAGGAUGCGUCACUCCAUCUCAACCAAACCAGCAGUCAAGAAUGAGUACAUCCUGAAGGUCCAUCUUGAUAUGAAGGGGACGAGCAUCCCAAAAGUCAAGAUUCCAAUAUUUGUCCUUUCCAACGGUCUCGACUCACAACGACAACAAUUACUAGAUGAAGUUGAUCCUGGAUUUCCUGGAUAUGACAACACCAAGAGUGAUGGGGGACGGCCAAAAACAAAAUCCCGGUCUUUAGACGUGCCCCUUAACUUCAAAGACAUUAAAAACGAGACUUACCUUUUGACUUGAUGAAGACUAACUAAGGAUGGUAUGUUUUUUGUACGGUAUGGUUUUUGUUUUUUGAAAACAAACAGUCAGGGGUAGAGGAUGCGUCUGUGGCAUUGUACGGGUCUUCUGUACGGGAGUACUUUGGUAGACCUGCCAGCUGUGCAUUCAGUCCCAACCACAGACAACUGGAACAUAAGACGUUCUGCUCAUCAAAAUAGUGAUAAAUUAGACAUGUGGAGUCUGCAUGUUCUCCCCGUGACUGCGUGGGUUCCCUCCGGGUACUCCGGUUUGCAGCUGGGAUUUGCUCCAGCACACCCGAAAGGGACAAGCGGUGGAAAAAUGGAUUGAUGGAUAGACGUGCAAUGACGUAUAUGCUAUCUCUCUGAUUGGCGCAUAAGAGUCGUCUCACAGAUGGACACAGCGCAGACUUUUACCCAUAACAAGUAUCAAGCUCAGACAAAAGUGCAUAGUAGAAGACUGGAUUGCAAAUACCAAAUGUUGGCAGAUCUGUUCCUAAAAAAAAUGUAUUGGAUUUUCUAAAUAAUUUUAAGAUUAUUGGGAUUCAUGGUAUUCUGGGGUGUUGAAAAUAAUAACAAAAAUGAACCCAAACCCAUGGAUUUUGUCAACCGUUCCACCUCUGAGAGAAAUGUGAACAUUUAUCGUGAAGCUACUCAUUUAUAUAUGGGGCGGCGUGGCCCUGUUGGUUGAGUGCUCAUGCCAGCAACUUGAGGGUUCCUGGUUCGAUCCUCGCUUCUGCCAUACCAGUCACUGCGGUUGUGUCCUUGGGCAAGAUACGUAACCCACCUGCUCAAGGUGCCACCCAUACUGGUUUACAUGUACCUUAAAGAUAUAGAUAAUGGGUUUCACUUUGUAAAGCGCUUUGAGUCUCUAGAGAAAAGUGUUGUAUAAAUAUACUUCACUUCACAUUAUGACAUGAUGUCAUCAUUUCAUUAUUAUUAUACUCUGUCAUGUCCUGUGCUGGUUUUGUUCUAAUUCUUCUUUAAAUUUAUGUUUGUCAGCAUUUCUAACCCUCCUUUGUUUACGUUCUUGUUGCAAGGAGUGCCUGAGCUCAUGCACCUGUUUCUGUUUCUUGAUUAGUGUCUCCACCUGCCGCUGCCACUAAUCACUUUCGUUUAUAUGUCCAUGUCACUCUGCUUGUCUUUGCCGGAUUUUUGUUCGCUCUACGCGACAGUUACGCGCCUUCUUUGCUGCAAGACUUUCUUGCUAAAGGGGGACAUCAUCACCAGACCUAUGUAAGCGUCGAUAUAUACCUUGAUGUUGCAGAAAAAAGACCAUAUGUUUUUUUAACCGAUUUCCAAACUCUAAAAGGGUGAAUUUGGCGAUUGAAACGCCUUUCAAUUGUUCGCUGUCGGAGCGAUGACCUUUCACCCGUGACGUUACAACGGGAAGCAAUCCUCCAUUUUCUCAAACACAUUACACACACCAAGUCAAAUCAGCUCUGUUAUUUUCCGUUUUUUGGACUGCUUUCCGUACCUUGGAGACAUCAUGCCUCAUCGGUGUGUUGUCGGAGGGUGUAACAACACGAACAGGGACGGAUUCAAGUUGACUUACGUGGAGUGUGCAUCGAUUAGCACGGCAUGCUAAUCGAUGCUAACAUACUAUUUAGGCUAUCUGUAUGUACAUAUUGCAUCAAUUUGCCUCAUUUGUAGCUAUAUUUGCAUCCAGCCUUUCCCUCCACCCACAUUUAAUGCCAAACAAACACAUACCAAUCGACGGAUUCAAGUUGCACCAGUGUCAAAAGAUGCGAAAGUCCCUCGUUUGUUCUGCACAUUUUACCGACGAUAGCGAUGCUACGACAGAGAUGUGUGGAUAUCCUGCGACACUCAAAGCAGAUGCAUUUCCAACGAUAAAGUCAACAAAAUCACAAAGGUGAGUUUUGUUGAUGUUAUUGACUUAUGUGCUAAUCAGACAUAUUUGGUCAUGGCAUGACUGCAAGCUAAACAAUGCUAACAUGCUAUUUAGGGUAGCUGUAUGUACACUUGUAGCUAUAUUUGCAUCCGGCCUUUAUUCCCUCCCCCCACAUUUAAUGCCAAACAAACACUUACCAAUCGAUGUAUUUAAGUUGCUCCAGUGGUCAAAAGAUGCAAUCGUUGGUUAGAAGGCGAUCGCUGAUUAGCUUCAAUAGAGAUUCGCUCAAUAGCUUCAGUUUCUAAUUCAAUUUCGUUUUCGCUAUCUGCCUCCACACUCGAACCAUCCCAUCCGUUUCAAUACAUGCGUAAUUUGUUGAAUCGCUUAAGGCACUGAAAUCCGAGUCUGAAUCCAAGCAAAGGUCGCUAUAUCUUUCUGUUGUGAAGUGAAGUGAAUUAUAUUUAUAUAGCGCUUUUUCUCAAAUGAUUCAAAGCACUUUACAUAGUGAAACCCAAUAUCUAAGUUACAUUCAAACCAGUGUGGGUGGCACUGGGAGCAGGUGGGUAAAGUGUCUUGCCCAAGGACACAACGGCAGUGACUAGGAUGGCCGAAGCGGGAAUCGAACCUGCAACCCUCAAGUUGCUGGCACGGCCACUCUACCAACCGAGCUAAACCGUGUUCUAUCCGCCAUGUUUGUUUGUAUUGGGGUCACGCAGUGACGUCACAGGAAAAUGGACGGGUGGAUUUACAGAUAGUGAAAAUCAGGCUCUUUAAAGCCUUUUUUGCGGGAUAUUCCAUGAUGGGUAAGAUUUUGAAAAAAACUUCGAAAAAUAAAAUAAGCCACUGAGAACUGAUUUUUAUUGGUUUUAACCCUUCUGAAAUUGUGAUAAUGUUCCCCUUUAACCAUUGGCGACCAUUGGAGUUUGUUAGCUUCACGCUAGGCUAAUGUCCUGUAUGGUUGUGUGCAUCGUACUGAAAUUAAACAAGCAUUCGUACCUGCUUCCUGCGGUCCUUCAUCCUGGGAGACACCACCUUCGCAGAAAUGAUCGUAACAUUAUUUCCCUUUCACUUCCCUUGCCUUCUACUGUUUACCGGAGAACCUCAGGGCUGCAGAGAAUGUUCAUGUUUUUAAGAGCAGGCUCAAAACCCACAUUUUGGGGUUUGCUUUCAUUUAUUAAUUAUUCAUAAUAUUUGAUUUAUUUGCAGGUUAAUUUUAAUUCUUAUUUAUUGGUAGACUGUUUUCUGUUAUAUUUAUGUAUUGUAUAUUUACCGUACAGAUAUUUAUCAUCUUCAUGAUAUUGUUUUUACUUACAUAUUUUUCUUUAUUCUUGCUCUUGUGAUAGUGUUUCAUCACCUGACACCUUUGUAUUCAGCAUUAUUAAUGUGUUUGUGUGUUUGGUGAUUGGGUGAAUGGGGGACCCAGGGUCAUCAAGACAUUGUUUUUAAGUCUGUAAAGCACUUUGGGGUGUUGCAUUUUUUAUGAAUGUUUUAUCAAAUAAAGUUGGUAUUUAUUUGUCUACA